Molecule: messenger RNA, 951 nt
Organism: Limanda limanda (common dab)
Lineage: Eukaryota; Metazoa; Chordata; Actinopteri; Pleuronectiformes; Pleuronectidae
Gene: myoz1a
Product: myozenin 1a
Exons: 5
Coding region: 1-951 (316 amino acids)
Cellular component (GO): actin cytoskeleton; Z disc
Molecular function (GO): telethonin binding; actin binding; FATZ binding
Source: RefSeq, a predicted model, not a curated record
AUGCCUCUGGGAACACCUGCCCCACUGUUCAAGCGGAAAAAGCUCUCAAAGAUCAUCACUGACCUCUCACACAUCACUCAGCAUGAGUAUGACUCAGAGCCGGAGGCCUCUGAGUUCGACCUGGGGAACAAGAUCAGGAGUCCCAAAGACAUCAUGCUGGAGGAGCUCUCCCUGUUGAAGAACCAAGGCUCCAAGAUGUUCAGGAUGAGGCAGAAGAGGAUGGAGAAGUUCAUCCAUGAGAACAACCCGGACGUCUUCUGCAGUGAGUCGAUGGACAACCUCCAGAAGUUUGCUCCCUCUAUGGGGGGUCAGAUUGGAAGUGACAUGAUCACUGUCGGUGGGCAUUUUGUGAGCAAGCAGACCGGACAUGUGCACUAUGGAGCGAUACAGACUGGAGGAGGACCCCCCGUGCCUCCUCCCAAGCCUGGAAAAAAACAUGCAGGAAGUGGAGGAGCAGGAGGUGCAGGAGGUGCAGGAGGUGCAGGAGGAGCAGGAGGUGGCGACCAAGGGAAAGAUGGAAAAGACGGAAAGGAAGUUGCUGUUGGGUGGUCUCCAUUAAAAGGAGGUGGAUGUGAUGAUGCAACCAAGAUUACUCUGAGGGGCUACAUGUCUCCAUGGGAGAAGGCCAUGAAGGGGGAUGAGGUUCUGGUAGCCACUCUCAAGGCGGGAAUGCCCGGACCCACUGACCGAAAGGAUCUGCCCAAGUACAAAAGCUUCAACAGGUUUGCCAUGCCCUUCGGUGGCUUCGAUAAGGCCAGCCAGUUUAUGAAAUUCCAGAUGCCAGAAGCCGAGGCGACCGAGCCUGAGGCCCCAGUGGUGUACCAACAGGAAAUCGGAUGCCGGCCUUCCUUCAACCGUACUCCUAUUGGCUGGAUGGGCAGCAGCGAGCCCAACAGCAUUCACAUGGAGAACGAUGUGGUGCCCUUCGAUGGAGAGACCGACGAGCUGUGA